Molecule: messenger RNA, 7931 nt
Organism: Alosa sapidissima (American shad)
Lineage: Eukaryota; Metazoa; Chordata; Actinopteri; Clupeiformes; Clupeidae
Product: fibroin heavy chain-like
Exons: 60
Coding region: 1-6768 (2255 amino acids)
Source: RefSeq, a predicted model, not a curated record
AUGGAGAAGAGGAAGGUGGUGCUGCUCUUGCAAGGAUUUUUCCUCUUGCAGCUGAGUCGUCCCUCACUCCAAGGAGGGGUGUACAUUCCACCUGGAGCAGGUGGUGCUGGAGCUGGAGUUGGUCCUGGGGGAGGUCUUGGAGCGGGACUUGGAGCUGGAGCCGGUCCAGGAGGCGGACUAGGAACAGGCUUACGACCUGGAGCUGGACCUGGAGCUGGUGCCGGAGGUUUUGGACCUGGUGGUGUUGGUCAAGGACCUGGUGGCGUUGGACCAGGAGGGUAUGGACCUGGUGUUGGACCUGGAGGAGCUGGUCCAGGAGGCUUCGGGCCUGGCGGUGCUGGACCAGGGGGAUAUGGAACUGGAGUAGGACCUGGCGGUGCUGGACCAGGGGGAUAUGGAACUGGAGUAGGACCUGGGGGUGUCGGACCAGGAGGUGUUGGAGCAGGGGCUGGUCCAAAGCCACCUAAAACAGGUGGUGCAUAUGGUGGCCAGGGUGUCGGUCCAGGGGGCCGAGGUACCGGCUUUGGUCCUGGUGGUCAGGGUGCUGGUCUUGGAACUGGUGGAGUUGGACCGGGUGGUGUAGGUCCAGGUGGUGUUGGACCGGGUGGUGUAGGUCCAGGUGGUGUUGGACAAGGUGGUCUCAGACCAGGAGGAGUUGGACCGGGUGGUGUUGGACCAGGAGGAGUUGGACCAGGUGGUUACGGACCAGGUGGAGGAGUUGGACCAGGUGGUUACGGACCAGGUGUAGGAGUUGGACCAGGUGGUUACGGACCAGGUGGAGGAGUUGGACCAGGUGGAGUCGGCCCAGGAGGAGUUGGCCCAGGUGGGUACGGACCAGGUGGUUACGGACCAGGUGGUUACGGACCAGGUGGUUACAGACCUGGUGGUUACGGACCUGGUAGUUACGGACCUGGUGGAUUUGGACAGGGUGGUGUUGGACCAGGUGCUGGCAGAAAGCCUGGAAAAACAGGUGGUGGAUACGGGGGCCAAGGCAUUGGUCCAGGUGGUCGUGGAACCAGUUUAGGAGCAGGUGGCUUUGGACCUGGAGUUGGCCCUGGUGGAGUUGGACCAGGUGGAGUUGGACCAGGAGGAGUUGGACCAGGAGGCCCAGGAGGUUUUGGUCCUGGAGGCUAUGGACCAGGAGCUGGCACCAAAGCUGGAAAAGCAGGUGGUCGGGGUGCUGGGCUUGGAGGACUGGGCACCGGUCUCGGACCUGGUGGAAUUGGACCAGGUGGUGUCGGCCCAGGUGGUGUUGGCCCUGGAGGUUAUGGACCUGGUGGUGUCGGACCUGGUGGAGUCGGACCAGGUGGUGUAGGCCCAGGUGGUGUCGGCCCAGGUGGAGUUGGCCCUGGAGGUUAUGGACCUGGUGGUGUCGGACCUGGUGGAGUCGGACCAGGUGGUGUAGGCCCAGGAGGUUAUGGACCUGGUGGUGCUGGCCCUGGAGGCUAUGGACCUGGUGGUGUCGGACCAGGUGGGGUUGGACCAGGAGGAGUUGGCCCAGGAGGUUAUGGACCUGGAGGUGUUGGAAGAGGUGGGAAGCCUGGGAAGCCCUCUAAGACAGGUGGAUACGGAGGCCAUGGUGUAGGACCAGGUGGAGUGGGUGCUGGUCUCGGAAGCGGAGGUCUUGGACCAGGUGGAGUCGGACCAGGUGGAGUUGGCCCUGGUGGAGUUGGACCAGGCGGAUAUGGUCCUGGUGGUGGUGUUGGGCCUGGUGGAGUUGGACCAGGCGGAUAUGGUCCUGGUGGUGGUGUUGGGCCUGGUGGAGUCGGACCUGGUGGAGUUGGACCAGGCGGAUAUGGUCCUGGUGGUGGUGUUGGGCCUGGUGGAGUCGGACCUGGUGGAGUUGGACCAGGCGGAUAUGGUCCUGGUGGUGGGGUUGGACCUGGUGGAGUUGGACCAGGCGGAUAUGGUCCUGGUGGUGGGGUUGGACCUGGUGGAGUCGGCCCAGGCGGAUAUGGUCCUGGUGGUGGGGUUGGACCUGGUGGAGUCGGCCCUGGUGGAGUUGGACCAGGCGGAUAUGGUCCUGGUGGUGGUGUUGGGCCAGGAGGAGUUGGACCAGGAGGUGUUGGACCAGGUGGACUUAGACCAGGUGCAGGAGGGAAACCUGGAAAGACUGGUUAUGGAGGCCUUGGUGGAGCAUUAGGAGCUGGGGGCCUGGGGGCUGGUCUAGGCACUGGGGGGCUAGGACCUGGUGGCCAAGGCACAGGAUACAGACCUGGAGGUGGUUAUGGGGGUUAUGGACAGAAACCACCAAAAGCAGGGCCAGGUGGAACUGGCUAUGGACCAGGUGGAGCAGGGUACGGACCUGGAGGAACUGGACUUGGACCUGGUGGUGCCGGUUAUGGACCUGGUGGUGCUGGUUAUGGGCCUGGUGGUGCUGGAGUCGGACCAGGAGGAGCGGGAGUCGGGCCAGGAGGAGCAGGUACUGGACCAGGUGGAGCUGGAGUUGGCCCUGGUGGUUCUGGAGUUGGCCCCAGUGGAGCAGGAGUUGGCCCUGGUGGAGCAGGAGUUGGCCCUGGUGGUGCAGGAGUUGGCCCUGGUGGAGCAGGAGUUGGCCCUGGUGGUGCUGGAGUUGGCCCUGGUGGUGCUGGAGUUGGCCCUGGUGGAACAGGAGUUGGCCCUGGUGGAGCUGGAGUUGGCCCUGGUGGUGCUGGAGUUGGCCCUGGUGGAGCAGGAGUUGGCCCUGGAGGCGCACCACUACUUCCUCAGACUGGUCAACCAGGUGGAACAGGCCCAGGAGGGAAAACCGCAGGGAAGGCCGCUAAGAUUCCAGGCAUCGGUUUACCUGGACUCUAUCAAGGUGGAUUAGUUCCUGGACAAGGUUUUGGUGGACGGGGUGUACUACCUGGUGUUGUCACAGGUUCUGGGGUUGGAUCUCAAUCUGGAGUUCUGGGUCAAGGGGGAGUUGGAGUUGGAACUAAUGGUGGUCGUGGAACUUACUCUGGACAACAACUACCUGGCGUGUUUCGCGGAUACCCUCUUAUUACACCCAAAACUGGAGCAGGAGGAAAAAAAGCUAAAGCUGGUAAAUAUGGGACUGGAACUGGUGCAGGUGGUAUACCUCUGGCCAGUGGCCUUCCUGGACAAGGUGUCGUAGCAGGAGUUGGCAGCGUACCUGGGUCAGGACUGGUACCUGGGGGAUCAGGAGGCAUUCCUGGCGCAGGUGGGGUACCUGGAGCAGGUGGCGUACCUGGAGCUGGGGGUUACCCAGGAGGGGGUGUCUAUCCUGGAGCUGGACCUGGAGCUGGUGGUGCUUAUCCAGGAGGAUAUGGAUCAUCUGCAAAGGCUCGUAAAUAUGGCCAGCCUGGAGGCACCGGUGGUGUGCUAGGGGCUGGUAGAGUACCUGGUGGAGUUGGUGGAGUACCUGCUGGAGCUGGUGGAGUACCUGCUGGAGCUGGUGGCUUACCUGGUGGUGCUGGAGGUUUACCUGGUGGAGCUGGUGGCUUACCUGGUGGAGCUGGUGGCUUACCUGGUGGUGCUGGAGGCUAUGCUGGUGCCAAGGCACGUAAAUAUGGACCUGGUGGUGGUUUAGCUGCUGGCCUUGGAGGAGUGCCUGGUUCAGGUGUAAGGCCAGGAGGGGGAUACGGACCUGGUGGUGGUGUGGGACCUGGUGGUGUUGGACCAGGCGGAAUUGGUCCAGGUGGUGUUGGACCUGGUGGUUACGGACCAGGUGGUUACGGACCAGGUGGAGGCAUUGGACCAGGUGGGGCUGGGCCAGGUGGUGUUGGAACAGGUGGGGCUGGUCCAGGUGGUGUCGGAACAGGUGGAGUUGGCCCAGGUGGUUACGGACCAGGUGGAGGCGUUGGACCAGGUGGUGCUGGGCCAGGUGCUGGGGGUGUACUCGGGUAUGGAGGGGUACCUGCUGGCGGACCAGGAGGAGUAGCAACCAUUGGACAAGCUGGAACCGGUCCUGGCUUAACUCAGGGAGUGGGCUCAGUGGCAGGAGGUCCAGGAGGCGGCGCUGGAGGUUUUCCAGGUGGGCUGCCAGGUGGUGGAUAUCGGGGUUAUGGGGGAUAUGGUGCAGGUGGUAAACCUCCUAAAUAUGGACAGCCAGGUGGAGCUGCAGGAGUAGGUCCAGGAGGAGUGGGAAUUGGAGCAGGAGCAGGGACUGGAGUAGGAGGCGGUCCGAGUGGACAGGGUGGAGCAACUGGUGCAACAGGUACAGCUGUGCCAGGAGGGGCCGGAGGGGCACUCGGGGGAGCAGCAGUUCCCGCUGGCAACGGAAGCGCCGCAGUCAAUGGAUCAACAGUUGGAUCAGGCACAGUGACUGUGGUCCUCGGAGGCCCUACUGGAACAGGUGGCCCUGGUGACGGUGUUGGAGGGGGUCCCGUUGGAACCAAAGCACCUAAGGAUGGUGAUGCUGGAGGAGGGAUAGAAGGAUCCGGAGGCUCACUGGGAGGAGGCCCAGGAGAUGGUGUGACUGGUGGAGCCAUUGAUGGAGAUGGUGAUGGCUUGGUUGUUGGGAUCACAGGAACUGGCAUACCAAUCCUUGCCAGCGGAAAGCCAGACAAGGGAGCACCUGUGCUCGGAGGAACGCAGAUUCCAGGUGGAACAGGAGUGCCAGAAAUCGGAGCUGGAGUUGUGCAGCCUAGUGCUGGAACUGGUGCUGGAGCGCCAUCUGGAGGUGGCAGUGGUACUGGUAUAGGCAUCGGUGUUGGUAUCGGUGUUGGUGUUGGUGUUGGUGUUGGUGUUGGUGUUGGUGCUGGUGCUGGUGUUGGUGCUGGUGGAAAAUCUCAUGAGCCCACAGAAGUUAAUGGAAGCCUGCCAGGAGCCAAGCCACUCAAGCCUCCAGGUAUUGGUGGAGGCGUGGUAGCCGGACGAGGGGAUACUCCAGCGACUCUAGAUGAAGGACCUGGUGGAGCAGGAGGAGGAGGGCCAGGGGGGGUUGGUGGAGGUCCAGGGGGAGCUGGUACAGUCCCCGGAGGAGUAGGCGGAGGUCCGGGAGGAGUUGGUGGAGGCCCAGGUGGUAUUGGUUCCAGCACAGGUCCCACUACAGGAAAACCUCCUAAAGUGUACGGGGGUACGGGUGGCACUGGACUCCUCGGUACUGGAGGAGUCGCUGGAACUGGAACUGGUGGCCCAGGUGGAGCAUCUGGAGUGACAGCAGGAACCGGUCUGGUGCCUGGAGCAGGAGGGGUCGGAACCAGAAAACCUGGCAAAUCAUAUGGAGCCGGAGGCGCUCUGGGAGUAGGAGUUCCAGGAGGACUCCAACCAGGAAGUGGCUUACGGUACCCAACUGGAGCAGGUAUGGGAAAGCCUGGAAAAGCUUAUGGAGCAGGUGGUCUGGGUGGCCCAGGCGGCUAUGGUGCACAACCAGGUGGUGGUUACGGAGCAGGACCUGGAGGCUACGGCACUGGACCUGGUGGUUACGGUGCAGGACCUGGCGGCUACGGCACUGGACCUGGUGGUUACGGUGCAGGACCUGGCGGCUACGGCACUGGACCUGGUGGUUAUGGUGCAGGACCUGGUGGUGCUGGUGCUGGACCUGGUGGUGCUGGUGCUGGCCCUGGUGGUUAUGGCACUGGCCCUGGUGGUGCUGGUACUGGACCAGGUGGUUAUGGCACUGGCCCUGGUGGUGCUGGUGCUGGACCUGGUGGUGCUGGUGCUGGACCUGGUGGAUAUGGAGCUGGAGCUGGGGGAUAUGGCCCAGGAGGAAGGAAACCACCCAAAAGCUACGGAGGUGCUGGACCAGGUGGGGUUGGCGGAGGUCCAGGCGGAUAUGGUGGAGCGCUUGGUGGAGUCGGAGGUGGCCCUGGCGGAGUUGGCACAGGUCCUGGGGGAGUUGGUGCUGGUCCAGGAGGAGUCGGCCGUGGGCCUGGCGGAGUUGGUGGUGGCCCAGGCGGAUAUGGAACAGGUCCUGGAGGCGUUGGAGGAGGUCCUGGUGGAUAUGGCACUGGACCUGGAGGAGUUGGUGGAGGACCUGGAGGAGCAGGAGUGGUUCCAGGUGGUGCAGGUGCUGGAGGUUUAGGAUAUGGGCCAGGUGGAGUUAAACCCCCUAAAAGUUAUGGUGCUGGAAGAGGAGGUGCUGGAGGUCUUGGAGGAGGCCCUGGAGGAGUGGGCGGAGGUCUGGGAGGACUUGGUGGAGGUGCAGGAGGUGUUGGCGCAGGCCUGGGAGGAGUGGGAGGAGGCCCUGGAGGAGUGGGCGGAGGUCUGGGAGGAGUAGGAGGUGGACCUGGAGGAGUUGGAGGUGGACCUGGAGGAGUUGGAGGUGGACCUGGAGGAGUUGGCGGGGGUGGUGGAGGACUCAGGUACCCAGGAUUGGGAGCAGGGGCUAGCAAGCCUGGGAAAUCAGGUGCCGAUUUUAAUUCACCCUCAGCAUUGUUGUCUGGAGAUGGGGAGAUAGAACAGGAUCAGAAAGAUAUGGAGCUGGUGCCCUUGGAGGUCAGGGCUAUCAACCAGGAGCUGGUGGACCUGGAUAUGGUGGUUAUCAGCCCUACCCAGGUUACAGAGGAGCAGGAACAGGAGGAGCUGGAGCUGGGCAAGGAGCAGGAGGACAAGCCCCUCUCACUCCUCAGCAGUCUAAAGCAGCCAAAUAUGCAGCCAAAUAUGCCGCCCUCCAAGGAUUUCUUGGAGCAGGUGGUUAUAGAGGAGGUGCCUUGCGGAGGAGGAGGAAGUGAGGGCCUCACGGAGGGAAGUGACCUCAUAAACAACGUGGUGCUACUGCAUGAUCGAGAAUGUACUUCUUACAGCUCGGCCCAAGAGAUCCCGUUCAUGUGCAAAACGUCUUUUCUGUCGUUGACCUUCUUAUCCUUUAUGUUUGUAUUGUGAGAUUUCUACAAACAAAACAGCUGUCUUGAUAUUGAACACGCCAAAUGUACACACUGACCAUUGUGGCCACCCAAGUAUUGUAAAUGUGGCCUUAUAAAAUGCUGGUUGGUUAUCACUUCAUUUGCUCUUGUUAUGUAGAGAUUUAUGCUGUUGUACUGUGCUCACAGCUAUCACUUUCCUGUUUAGUGUCUUGGGUGGACUCUGCUUAUCUGUGAAUGGCAUCAUUUAUGAGGGACAUACUAAGUAACAAUUGUAAGAUCAACUGUUAUUCUCACAUAUUCUCACAAUCAGUGACAAGACAUUUAAGUGCUAAGCAGAACCUGAAAUGUCAGUUCCUUUUUUUUCUCUUUUUCUGGGUAAGUCUUUUAACGUUUAAUUUCCAAACUUACACGUCAGGACGUAUGUCGUCAAGGGACUUGUCGCUGCUAUUCAGGGAUCCUCUGAUGCCAGAGGUUACAGCAUUGCCAGGCUGAGAAAAGUGACAAAUCUUUUGAGAUACCUCUGAGAUUCUAAUGUUCCCUAGCUACAUCUUCACCGGUGUCAUGCAAACGUAAGGGAGCGAGAUGAUUAGCUCAUGAAUCUAAGCUUUUGAAGUCUAAGCUAACAAUGAUCCUCUGUGCAUUUGUGAUGCAAGAAAAACAACAACAUUCUUUUACUCAUACUUUUGAUAUUACUACUAGUUUUUCACUCAAGCUUUCUAAAGUGAUUUCCACGUGUUUUCUUUUUGUUUAUUUUAAAUUAUGAGAUAUGAAAAUUGGAUGUGUUUUCUUAUUUUUCCUUUUUUAUGUGUGAGUGUGAGUUUGUAUCUUCAUUAAACAUUGUUGUUGUUAAACAGUUUAACACUAGGAGACUUUUCUACAUGGUGUCUCAGAGAACAGAAACUAUGUGAUCUUUGUGUUUUCAGAAUUGCAAUUCAGUUGCAUAUGUGACCCGAAUUAAGUGGUCAAUGAGUGUUGUCCAUUGUUUAAUGUUUACUCUUUUAAGUAUUCACUGGUUCGUCAACAUUAGUCCAACAGAUAUCAAUGUUUGUCUUGAAAAAGUGUUUUUCUUUGACUGUAAAUGGGAUUGAUGCACUAUUUCAUGAUGCAUAAUUACCUGUCUGCAGGUAUAGGCAUAACCCCAGGCGUGAUAACUUCUAUCAUUAAAAACAAUACAAUUUGACA